This is a messenger RNA of Physcomitrium patens, 4253 nucleotides long. RefSeq lists its product as uncharacterized. NCBI's taxonomy places the organism in Eukaryota, Viridiplantae, Streptophyta, Bryopsida, Funariales, Funariaceae. The record is from RefSeq and is a predicted model, not a curated record. Gene Ontology annotation, cellular component: cytoplasm; cytoskeleton. Gene Ontology annotation, molecular function: ATP binding; protein serine/threonine kinase activity; protein serine/threonine/tyrosine kinase activity. Gene Ontology annotation, biological process: peptidyl-threonine phosphorylation; peptidyl-serine phosphorylation.
UUCUUUUUAGUCUUAUAACUUAAGUGGAAAGACUGUCAACUCUUUUGACAAUUGCACAGUUAACUUGGUUUCUAAGAAGAUGAAAUAUUAGUGCAAACAAGUCUACCUGGAGUGAAGAUAAAAUUGAAGAUUUUGGGGUUUUGUGCUAGAGCUCCUAAUCGUCAUGAGACAGAAAUUGGGUGCAGAACGUUGUUUGGUGUUAAGCGCUUGUUUGAAUGUAUGGUGGAAUAUCGUCAAGUCAGCAAUUGGCAAUAUUAUUUUUUGGAAGAAGGUUACGAUCACUUGCGAAUGAUUUCAUGGCUGAGCAUUUUGUUCGGCAAAGAAGAAGAAGAAGAAUUCCUUGCUUAUAUCAUUCAGGGCAGAGAUUGAAAUGGAGUAAAUAACAGCGUUUUUCGAAGGGAUUUGUUAUCAACAGAGAUGGUUCCCACGAAGUAGCGCCAGAGCUGAUGUUUAGGGUCUAUGAGGAACCAAUUGAUGCACUCUCGGAGGGAUCCCAGUCAGGGACUCGUUCCUCUUUGAGCUGUGGAAUGUGUUUUCGGAGGGUUACCACAGUUUGAGUUUGCCCUCAAACGAAAAUCACACGUCCUUAUGACCCAGUAGAUUCGGAAAUAACUGAAAAAGUCCUCAGGGAAGGUCUUUCCCUAAAUAUCAGUUUCCAGCAAACUCAAUCCAUGCGACUGGGACAAAGUUUUUUGACAGUCUAGACAUAUUUUGACGUUCGAGUUGAGCAUGAUCGUCAUUGCAUUGCUCUGGUUCUGAACAGCUGCCAACAUUCAAUCGUUUAGGCAACGCAGGAUGGGGCGGCAGGAUUCGGCCUCUGGUGCCGAAUCCAAGCUCCUGCACUAUACUGCUCUUCUAAAUCACGAUUUAAGCCAACGACCACGUGGAUCGCGGAAAAUCCUUUAUUCGAAGGCAAUCUCAGGAGUGAGCAAAAUGUUUGGGACACUCCGUGCUAUGGAAAGGCCGAGGAGGAUUGACACGGCGAGGGCCGAGCUACCUAUCCUCAACUUGGCAAAGGUUCGACACAAUUUAACUGACGAAGCAGAGCUCGCUACAGGAUUUAACGGCGAUGAUUCAUUUUUUGAUCAGAAGCUGGAGGACAUACCUCUGAAUGAAGCUGGUGCAAGUUCAUCAGUCUCUGCUGAACCUUCAGGGAUCCAGGACAGGGCGAAGGGUACCAAUGCCACACAGCGAUCUCCGAAAACCGGGUUGUACAUUGACGAAAGAGCUCAGAGCAUAUCCAAACUUAGCCAGGCAGCUAAUCGAGAGAAGACGCUUUCUACUAAGCAAACUACCUCCACUUCACAUCCUUUUUUUCCUGCGUUAUACUUUCCUUACACGCCAAGUCAGACUCGCAGGAGAGCAAAUUUGAAGGGGUCUACUUUGCAUAGCUUGAGCAAAGGUGGGAGUCUGUCGAAUCGAGGAAUGACAGCGCCAGGCAAUUCAGAAUCUGGGUUGACUAUGAGAGAAGUAACAGAACGAGGUAAUGAGCCCAUUGAACCUGCUACAGGAUUUUUACUAACCAGACGAGAGGGUAGAAUAGAGUGCCGCAAACCGCAGACCUCUGAAGGAGGUGCGAAGGCAGACGAUGGGGCCUCAUGUGCCGAGCCACGAAAAAAUCCGGGAAUCUUCAAGCAGAAUUGGCAAUCUGGGAGGAGCAUCAUGAGUGCAGGAAAUCACAGCGCUAGAGGUUUUUUGAAUGCAGAAAGGAUGCAAAUGGAGGAGAAGAAAAAGAUGAAGCUUAAAACAUCCAGACCUCUGCCGGAAGACAUUAGCGCAGAGAGCGAGGCAUGCCACAGGCCGAAAAGGGGGAGCAACUUGGUACGCCCAGUGAAAUCCCAGAAGGCUAUUGGGGCAAAAGUAGGUCUCAAAGAAGGCACAGAUCGUCGUCCUACCCGCAAACACCUUGCGUUACAAAGAGGUGCGGAUGAAGUUCAGGGUGAAGAUGGAAGCUUAGAUUCAGCCACCCACAAGCAGCCCACUUGUUUAAGUGCACUUGUUCAGCAGAGUAGUAAAGCAAUAAAGCCGCCUAAGCUCAAUAUCGCCUCAUGCCAGACUACUGUACCACUUGGAUUUGGUGGAAACCCUAUCGACAGUGCUCAAACCUCUAGAUCUUCUGUGGAAAGGCAGGCUGCUGCUGAGGCAAGUCCAAGAUUGGUAAUUACUGAAAGGGGCACGUCUCGGAAGUCGAUGCUUACAUCUCUAAUCCAGAGCCGUGAUCAUAAAUAUGAUACUGCAAUGCCUGCUUUGGGGAGCCCGGGAAUAGGUUCCUCUCCUGAAAUGGUCCUCAGGCAGUGUGGACAACAUUUGAACGAGUUUGAACAGAGGGAAAUCCUUCCUUACUCUCAAAUUUAUUACCUAGGCCUGGAAAGCGAUAAGAUCCAGCCUUCCACUACCCUUGGCACCUGCAACUUUGGUUAUGACGAUGAGAGAGGCGACUACAAUGUGGUGAAUCACGACCAGCUUGCGUAUAGGUACGAGGUGUUAGGAACAUUGGGCAAGGGCAGUUUCGGUCAAGUUCUCAAGUGUAGUGAUCAUAAGUACAAAGUUCUGAGAGCCAUAAAAAUGAUCCGUAAUAAAAGGCGAUUUCAUCAGCAAGCUCUUACAGAGGUCAAAAUCCUGGAGCAUUUGAGAGAUAAGGCUAAGGAGGAGUCCAGCAGCACCAACAUCGUGACAAUUUACGAGUCUUUCUAUUUCCGCAGCCAUCUUUGCAUCACUUUUUCCCUCCAUGACAUCUCUCUCUACGAACUCAUCAAGCGCAAUAAUUUCCAGGGCAUAAAUCUGGUUGUGAUCAAGAGCUUCGCAAGUCAGCUGCUACAAACCCUCCGGUACUUGCGAAAGUUGAAUGUGAUUCACUGUGAUUUGAAGCCUGAAAAUAUCCUACUGCAGCAUCCCGCAAUGUCAAAGAUAAAAGUCAUCGACUUCGGAUCUAGCUGCUUCAGCCACGAAAAAGUUUAUACUUACAUACAAAGCCGAUUUUACCGGUCGCCUGAAGUAAUUCUAGGGCUUCCUUAUGACACGAAGGUAGACAUUUGGAGCUUUGGUUGCAUUCUAGCUGAGCUUUUCUCAGGGUACCCUCUCUUUCCAGGAGAGAACGAGGUGGAGCAGCUGGCAUGCAUGAUGGAAGUCUUGGGCCUGCCUUCGAGUGCCGUCCUCGAAAAUGCCACGCGCAAGAAAAUGUUUUUUGAUAGUAAUAACUGCCCAAGAAUAGUUUCCAACUCAUGGGGGAAGAAACAUUGGCCAGGCACCAAGGAUCUGGCUACCGCCAUAAUGUGCAAGGAUCUAAUGUUCGUAGACUUUUUGGAGAGUUGUUUGAGAUGGGACAAGGACGCCCGAAUGACCCCAGAUGAGUUAAUGCAACAUUCCUGGAUGAUUGGGCCCACAUCUCAAGUGACUCCACAAAGGUCUCCAUUGCGACCAUCAAACUUGGACUCCUCCAAGAGAAGAUCCAUCAAGUCUUCCGGUCGUGAAGACGUACCGCAGCGUUCUCACAAACAAUCCAAGCCAAGCUGGAGCUCGAGUCAUCUAUCGACCAUCUCCACAAAACCACAAUCCAGUGGAGGUGAGGCGUCAUCGAAGGCGAACCAGGGAGUGGGAAAUCUCCCAGCUGCGUUGCCAUCGACCAGCAGUGGGGGAGGCUCUCAGGGCAAGAAGAAACCACAAGACUUAAACUUGUUCCUCCCCUUUGAGAAGCUGUGGGAUCCUGCGUCUCCGCCAAGCUCCCACGACAGCCCCCACGAGAGCUCCCCCUCGCAUCCAAGAGCCUCACCCUUGAAUCCCAUCACUGCAAGGAAAAGCGCCGCAACUCUGUGAAAAAUACAACUGAUAGACAGUUAUGUGAUCCUCAAACUGGGUCUUUUCUGCAAGCUUGUGUUAUGCUGCAGCAUUUUGUUUCACAUAAACCUGUUGUGUUGGACUUGAAAGGAAGAAGAUGAUGAACAUGAUGAACAUGAAGUUCUCCUUGAUAUUGCUUUUGCAUUUGCUAAUGUGGGAUUCAGGUUUCACACGAGAUGCAGAUCUUGAAGCUCCACAUACAUUGCUUCCAGAACCAUUCUUCUUAUUGUAAAGAAUUCUCUACCACCAUGGUAUGGAGAGAUUUGGGACAUCUAUUUGUUUUCUUACUACAAACAAGUCUUCCAUUUAUAAGAUCACUUCAUUCUUUAACCGUGAAACAAUAUGUAACCUAUGACCAAUUUUUUAAAGCUUGAGAAAAUAGUUCGAUUUUAUAAAAGAACUCAUAAAUUUUAAGGUAA